AUGGAGAACACUUGGACGCCACUCCCGCCAUCUAUGUUUACAGUGCCUCAAGAACUGAAGGACCAAAUCCUCUCUGGGCUUGAAUACCAUGAUGUGGUCAAUCUCCGCCAGACGUGCCACGCAGCAACCAAGUUGGUCCCUUCCGCAAUGAUCAAAGAUCUCCGAGCGAAGCUUAAGAAUGAGCUGCGUGCUGAGGAACAAGCCGACCAUGGCCGUCGACAGAUACGGCUCAACAACUCUGCUACCUGGGCUAGAGCCUUCCCAGAAAGCUCAAUCCAUGCAAUCAACAACAUCCACGCCAACUUUUUCACUAAAGCCACGAGGCUCAAUUGCUAUAUAUGCCUCCGCAAGUUGCCACGCGAGUGCUUCACCGACGCGCAAGCCAUGGGGAGCCGAAGUUUGGGCCACAAAGAUGCCACUCAGCGAUUUUGCAAACUAUGCGGCGUACGGUCGGGGAUUUGGGAGAAGGGGACUUCGUUCAAGGACGCUAAGCAGUCACGGGUGUUGUGCAGAGGAUGCAACUCGAUUCAGAAGGCUGAUUGCAACUUCAAGCAAGCCGGAGUAUGCUCAGCACGGUGCCUAGAACGAGCCGGAGCCACCUGUACGCCUAAGGACGGGGAGGAGCAUGUCCAUCUUGUGGUACAUAUUCGAGCCUAG
Messenger RNA from Capronia epimyces CBS 606.96, 657 nucleotides. RefSeq lists its product as uncharacterized. Bases 1 to 657 code for a protein of 218 amino acids. The record is from RefSeq and is a predicted model, not a curated record. The transcript has a single exon. Lineage: Eukaryota; Fungi; Ascomycota; Eurotiomycetes; Chaetothyriales; Herpotrichiellaceae. Gene Ontology annotation, molecular function: protein binding.